Molecule: messenger RNA, 2349 nt
Organism: Cyclocybe aegerita
Lineage: Eukaryota; Fungi; Basidiomycota; Agaricomycetes; Agaricales; Hemipholiotaceae
Source: the annotation of a GenBank genome assembly
AUGCCAAUCAAGAACCCCGACAUCAACCCUCCUCUUCGUAUUCCCACCACCACUUCUGCCGCCAAGGACCGUACAUCUCCUCGAUAUCGGGUCGUACACCCCCCGCGCGUAUCGCACAGUACCUCUCACCCGCAUGACCCAGAUAGCGUCAAAACUGGAGCACUUCCAGUCGUCAAUGAAUUCCUCACUGCCCAACUGGACCUGCUUGAAAUGGCUCCCGACCAUUCCAAGUCAACCGGAACGCGUUCCCCAGCAUAUUACGAUUUGCACCUCGACGAAUCCUUGGUUCUGAAGAAGAUCAUUUUUGUUGAUGACUUAAACACGAAACUGGCGGCUCUCUCUGACGGAAUGACUCCGUCCGGGUUGCGCAAGAUCAAAGACCCCAAGAAAUGUCCUUCCAUCAUCUUCGACAGCAAGGCGAAGGAGAUGCUGGAAAUUCCCAUCCGGAAGGAAGACGUUUUGACCGAAAUCUAUGCCGCCCGCACUGGCGACAUCUGUGCUCCCAUUGCGGCCACCAUAGUGCUUGAAAGCGAAGCAUGGCCACCAGAUGUUCUCAAAUGGGUCACUGAGACAAAUGCUACUCGUGCCGUAGCAGAUGGCUUUCUCGUGGCUGACCCCUCGAAGGAAACACUUGAUGCCCUUCCUUCAUCUUUCAGGAACGACCUCAAGGCCCUUGCGGAUCAUCAUCUAAAACGAGUAGGUGUUUGGGAGUUCAAAAGCCUCAAGGCAGCCCCAGAAUCGUUUAUGCAAGGGAUUUAUACCGAACUCGAAGGUGAUUUCCCUUGGCUCUCCUGCGAAAACGCGGUGCAAGUCGGCGAUCAGAUACAUUCUCACUCGUGCGGCACGGGGGAAUCCCAAGGAAAAUCCCAUCUGACGAAGAUGGGUCGCACAACAGUGUCAGGUAGAAAAACCGGGCCUGAUUCUGAAAUUAUCGCUUGUCAGCUCUUGAAAGGCUCCUCCAGGAAGGCAGAGGCAUCACUGAACAAUGCAGAUACUAACGAUUUGAAACGAAAACGUACAGCUCCGCAUACUAUUGACACUGCCUUACCCGGGAAACGUUCCGCAUCGAAUCAUCAGCACCCGAGGUCCUUCCACUACUGCCGUGGUCCUGAUUUCUGGACGUCAGAAAACCUAAAACGAGUGUAUAUGCUUCAGCAGGUCUGGGCAGAAGCCGUCAUGAAUGAUGCGACGUUCCUUGUCAUCCAAGCUGGAAACUGGGAAUUCAUUGGCGUUCGAGCUCGAGAGACCCAAACCCUUUAUCUCUCAUCGCUGAUUCCAGUCCCCGGAGAAAUCUCUCCACCGUACAACAAAGUACAGCUAGGAUUGUACAUUGCCGCCUUCGCCGAUGCAAUCCAGCGAGCCAGGAAACUUGACGAAAUUCUCUCUCUGGUUGACGAAUCACUUCUUCCACUUUAUCAUAAGGAGUAUGAUUUCGAUUCUCUGAAGUAUCCUGGCCAUUCGAAUGUACCGCUAACAGCUCAGGAGAAGAAGAAACAAAUGGCAGAACAAGCUUGUGUUGACAAGAUAUUAAAUUAUUACCUGCAGCAUGGGGUGGAAAUUGCCACGAACAUCCAACGCCCUUUGGUAGCUGAAGGGAUCGAAGAUGCGCGUCUAAUACGCUGGCAGCCGACCAAACCAUCAACAACUUCCCCUUUAUGUACGGCUACGAAAGAAGGUGGAACCUCGAUCAAACCUAGGGCCAUUUCCCAUCUGGACUCGAGGCCAGGAGAAAGUGUGGUCCUCCUUCCCAUAGGAACGGAAUUAGUUUCGAGCGGAAAGGUCUGGCGGGCUCGACUUCAAAUCCAAGGAGGCACCUUGUUCAAGAAGACCCGGUUCAGGGAAGUGGUCAUGAAGUUCGCUAGAAGUUCCGAGGAAUGGAAGGCGCUUCAGGAAGAGUAUCACAGAUAUUGUCAGCUAGCCGAAGACAGGAUCCCGAACAUUGUUCAAACAUAUGGUAUCUUCCAUGUCGACUCAUCCCCAGCGACGGACUUUCACGUUCUUCUCAUGAACAACGGUGGUGUUUCGCUCUCGGAGAACAACAAAAAGAACUAUCAUAAGAACUCAAACUAUGGUACAGCUUAUGGGGAUACUAUUCUGGCAGCACUCACAGAUAUGCACGAGGAACGCCUCCUUCUUGCCCCCUCCCUUACUGCUGACCACAUUCUUGUCGACACAGGCGAAGAUUCAGACGAUCCCAGCAUCAUUUUCCUCGGCGUGCUGAAGUGGAAAGAUCAGGAGGGUGUGCCAUAUGAGCUCGAAUGCAAUAACGAGUUGGAAUUGGAGAAGAUACAAGAGAUCAAACGCGGAAAUAGACGUUUACGAGACAAGGACCUAAGAGCACUACUCUAG